Molecule: messenger RNA, 720 nt
Organism: Symbiodinium natans
Lineage: Eukaryota; Dinophyceae; Suessiales; Symbiodiniaceae
Source: the annotation of a GenBank genome assembly
AUGGCGGAUCGUGAGAAGCAUGUGUACUUUGCCAAGCUUGCCGAGCAGGCGGAGCGGUACGACGAGAUGGCCGACUACAUGAAGAGCGUGGGCAAUCAAAGCACUGAGCUCUCCGUGGAGGAGCGCAACCUCUUGUCCGUGGCCUACAAGAACACCGUGGGCUCUCGCCGUGCUGCCUGGCGCAUCAUCACCAGCGUCAUGCAGAAGGAAACCACCAAGGGCAACAACGAGAAUGCGGAAUAUGCCAAGGAGUACUGCACAAAGGUUGCGAAUGAGCUGCAGAAAAUCUGCGACACGAUCCUGGGUCUCUUGAGCGACAAGCUGAUUCCGAAUGCAAGCUCCGGUGAGUCCAAGGUCUUCUACCAGAAGAUGAAGGCUGACUACUACCGCUACAUCGCGGAAUUCCGCGAGGGUGACGAGAAGCAAAAGGCAGGGGACAACGCCAACCAGGCCUACAGCGAGGCAGCCGAGGUUGCGAACAAAGAUCUGGCGGUCACGCAUCCCAUUCGACUUGGCCUGGCACUAAACUACUCCGUGUUCAAGUACGAGGUGAGGAACCAGCCAAAUGAGGCCUGCGACAUGGCACGCAGAGCGUUCGAGGAUGCCAUUGCUGAGCUGGACAAUGUGGCCGAAGACUCCUACAAGGACUCGACGCUCAUCAUGCAGCUGUUGAGGGACAACUUGACGCUGUGGACCUCCGACCAGGAGGGCCAGGCCUAA